Messenger RNA from Caenorhabditis remanei, 597 nucleotides. RefSeq lists its product as uncharacterized. NCBI's taxonomy places the organism in Eukaryota, Metazoa, Nematoda, Chromadorea, Rhabditida, Rhabditidae. The coding region runs from base 1 to 597 and encodes 198 amino acids. Gene Ontology annotation, molecular function: protein N-terminal-serine acetyltransferase activity; histone H4 acetyltransferase activity; histone H2A acetyltransferase activity. Gene Ontology annotation, cellular component: nucleus. The record is from RefSeq and is a predicted model, not a curated record. The transcript is spliced from 3 exons.
AUGCCAGUCGAUGCGAAAAAACUGGUUAAAAAAGCCAGUCAACACCUGAAACCAGUGGAAAAGCUGGAUUGUGAAACCCCAAGAAACACGACAACAGAUGGAGAAACAAUAAAGUUCGACUACAUGUGGGCGACCCAUCUCAGCGAUGAGGACUUUGAAUGGGCGUUUGCUCUUUUCAAAGCAAACAUGUACGAAAUGUACCAUAUGUCACAAUGGGGAUAUGAUGAGAAUUCAAAGCGAAACGAGCUCCGCGCAACAACAUCUCGAUUCAUCAUCGCUCUCAAUUCAAAAGGAGAGAAAAUUGGAUACACAACGUACCGAUUUGUCGUAGAUCACAAUAUUCCAGUGGCUUACUGUUGGGAGCUUCAAAUUCUUCCCGAUUAUCAAAACAAAGGAAUCGGCGGAAUGAUGCUCGACACACUGGAACGUCUCUCCGCGAAAACGAACAUGACAAAGGUGAUGGCGACUGUCUUCCUUUACAACGCUGCAUCGCUCGGAUUCUUCCACAAGCACGGAUAUGUCAGUGACGUUACGUGCCCCUCUGACGAUUCUGGUCUGGAUUACGCGAUUCUGUCGAAAGAGACACCUUCUUCUUGA